AUGUUUAGCGGUUCCCUUGUUAGAAUAUUUUUCAGUUCAUCGAAGCGAUAUUUCAACAAGUUGAGAUCAGAUGUCUUGUCUUCCAGAACCUCUCAUACAGGUUCACUUGAAUUCAUUCAAAGAAAUAGAAGGUUGGAAGCUUUAAGGAGUGUCCUCUUUGUUUAUUCAUCUAGCCAAACAUCCUUGCUUGAGUUCUGUCAAAAUUAUGGCAGAAUUAACUCUGUGUUUUUUUUCACUAGAUUUGAUAAACAAUAUUCUCUAAUAGAAUUCAAUGAUGAGCAAACUGUUGGUCGUCUCCUCUCACACACAUCCCACUUCCCGAACAAACAACGAAUUCCUCUGAAGAGCCACUGCCUAUUUUUUCAAUAUAAUUUUCGACCAAAUAGGCAUCAGAAAAAUUUCAUUAACAGCAAAAGUUUAAAAAUUUACAGUGUUGAAAACUUUGGUGUGAAUGAACUUAGUGAUGAGUUGCUCGCAACAUGUCCUGAUAUUGAAAGCCAGAUGAAAACACUGUACAGAAUGCAAUCAAUGUCAAUGUUAGAUGUUAAACUUCGAUAUUUCCUGGCAGCAGAAGUUGAGAGAUUAGUUGGAAGACUCUUCCCUGACUGUCAGGUGCACCUCUUUGGGUCAUCUGUUAGUGGGUUAGGCAGAUUUAAUGGAGAUGUCGACAUGAACCUCACUCUGGAAAAUAUGAAACCAGAGGAUAGCAGCAGCAGCUUCAACACUGGACCAAUAAAAAGCAACACAUCAUACUUCAUAAGCAAAAUAAGACCAGAAUCAGAAAGAACCUUUUCUCAACAGGUUCUAGAAAUAUUUGGCACCAUGUUGAAAUAUCUCUGUCCACAAAUGAUGAACAUCCGAUUAAUCUUGAGAGCAAGGGUGCCUAUUGUUAAAUUCACCCAUACUGCCACUGAUAUUGAAUGUGACCUGUGCUUUGGAAAUAUGUUACUGAAUUUUUUAUGA
Messenger RNA from Helobdella robusta, 963 nucleotides. RefSeq lists its product as hypothetical. Gene Ontology annotation, molecular function: poly(A) RNA polymerase activity. The record is from RefSeq and is a predicted model, not a curated record. Gene Ontology annotation, biological process: mitochondrial mRNA polyadenylation. NCBI's taxonomy places the organism in Eukaryota, Metazoa, Annelida, Clitellata, Rhynchobdellida, Glossiphoniidae. The transcript has 5 exons. The coding region runs from base 1 to 963 and encodes 320 amino acids.